Messenger RNA from Ipomoea triloba (trilobed morning glory), 522 nucleotides. RefSeq lists its product as uncharacterized. Lineage: Eukaryota; Viridiplantae; Streptophyta; Magnoliopsida; Solanales; Convolvulaceae. The coding region runs from base 1 to 522 and encodes 173 amino acids. The record is from RefSeq and is a predicted model, not a curated record. The transcript has a single exon.
AUGAUAUUGUCAAGGGCGGGUAAGGAAGUUCUAAUUAAAAGUGUGGCCCAAGCUCUACCAACAUACUCUAUGAGCAUUUAUUGCUUGCCUAUCUCCUAUUCUGAGCGCAUUGAGAGGGUGAUGAAUAAGUUCUGGUGGGAGUCUAGUGGCAAUGGAAAUGGAGGUAUAAGGUGGAUGGCGUGGAACAAAAUGUGUGAUCCAGAGGUACAUGGCGGCAUGGGUUUUAAAUGCUUACAGAAGUUUAAUGUAGCAUUGCUUGCUAAACAAGGAUGGAGAUUAUUGACAAACCCUAUGUCUUUGGCAGCCCAGCUUUAUAAAGCUCGGUACUAUUCGCAUGGGGAAUUUUUGGAUGCAAAGAUUAGUGCUAAUCCUUCUUUAUAUUGGAGGUCUAUCUUGGUUGGACAAGAUGUUUUACAACAGGGAUGUUACAAAAGGAUUGGCAAUGGUCAUUCCACAAAGGUUUGGAAUCAGCCUUGGCUUCCGAACAUAGUAGAUCCAUGUGCAGUCUCCUAUGCUCAAUAA